This is a messenger RNA of Drosophila serrata, 903 nucleotides long. RefSeq lists its product as uncharacterized. The record is from RefSeq and is a predicted model, not a curated record. Gene Ontology annotation, biological process: vacuolar proton-transporting V-type ATPase complex assembly. Gene Ontology annotation, cellular component: endoplasmic reticulum membrane. Lineage: Eukaryota; Metazoa; Arthropoda; Insecta; Diptera; Drosophilidae.
AGCUUGCAGGCGGUACUGAAACAUUACAGCGACAAUCGCGGCGCCGUGGACAACGCCAUCGAGGAGACAGGACUCCUGAAGGACAACCCCAAUCUGGAUGCCUCUUUGGCCAAGGUUCUAGUCACCGAACUGAUUUUCGGGCGCAAGCAGCUCAACGGAGAGAGCAGGCCGGUGCAGACAGUGCGGAGUUAUCAGGAGAAGCUGCAGCAGGCGAUCAGCGGCUCCGGGAUCCAGAAGAAAGGCAGGUUCACCGACCCACUUGCAGCAUUAGCCGGCUGAGUUAUGGCCAAAAAGAACAAGAAGCAACAACAGGUGGAUGUUGCGCCGGCUGUCGCAGAUCCGCCAGCGGAGUUUAAACCCGGGCCUCCAGUGGAGUCCGCUCCCCAAGAGGAAGACACUAGUGCCGAAGUGUUCCUAUGGCUAAUGGCUUACAGCGUCUUGAUGUUCACGUUGCCUUUUUUGGGCUUUUACGGUGUGCGCAGCUGGCUGCAGGAAUCAUUUCCCCAUCUGGACGUAUUCACGGUCAACUGCUGGUCUGUUCUGACGGCUGUUUUAGUCGUUAAUCUAGUAGUGGCCAUGUAUGUGCUGAAGGCUUUCCGCGAGAAGUCUCCACCGCCAUUAGAGCAGGUCAAGGAGGAGGAAAAGGUUGAGGAGGAUGAUGCUGAUUCCAAAAAGGAACAGUAACUUGUUACCAUCAUGAAAUGGAAGUUAUGGAACCCAAAAUCCAUCAAAACCUACCUUUGAUAUCAAUUUAAUUUCAAUAUUUCAUUCCCAAAACGAAAACAAUCUGAGAGACAUUUGUGAGAAAGAAACAGUAAUGGGCGGAGCAUGCGCAUCUUUGAAAGGAUCAGUAACUUAGUUAAAAACUACUUUAAAUAAAUCAACAUAUGACACACUUUUAAA